Molecule: messenger RNA, 747 nt
Organism: Armigeres subalbatus
Lineage: Eukaryota; Metazoa; Arthropoda; Insecta; Diptera; Culicidae
Exons: 2
Coding region: 1-747 (248 amino acids)
Source: RefSeq, a predicted model, not a curated record
AUGACACCUCCAUCCUCUGGUCUGGGGGUGCAGAUGGCCGGACGGUACGUGGAGGAGGCGAAUGAACCACGAGUUGCACAUAGUUACAUACACACUACGAAAAAGUCCUGUGAGCUGGCAACGUGGACCAAAUCUAAGUCAUUCGCGCCAACCGAGAACGAAACGGCCUUCGUUAUCGGCUACGACAUUGAUCAAGACAACGGACGUUUCCGCAUAGUUUACUCUAGUGUGAAGCUGUUAUCCCUAUUUCGAACAUUGGAUGUGCUAAGUGCAGACUGCACGUUCAAGACAACCAUGCAAGGGUAUCCACUAAUGGUGGUAUGUCUUGUAGAUAAAAUGCGCCAUGCGCACCCUGUAGCAUUUGCUACUGUGACAAAACAGGAAAAAGCGGACUAUGAUUUUGUCUUUUCCGCGAUUUUUGAUCAGUGCUCGAGGCUCGGUAUAGAUUGCACGAUAAAAGCUUUUAUCAACGAUGGGGAGAUUGCUCUAAAAAAAGCGGCUCGAUCGUUGUUUGACGAACAAGUGAAGAUGAUCAAUUGUUACUUCCACGUUGUAAAUAACUUUAAAAAAAACCGCAUUACGAAAAAUAAGACAAUAUCGGCAGAGUGCAAGGAAACUAUUCUGAAAAACGUUCCGCUUAAAGUUUUACCAACACAAAAAUUGCAUUUCUGCGAAAUCUGCAUUUCGAAACAGCCUGCAGCUGUUCCACAAAGUAUACAAGCACUUCUCGGAUUUCGUGAUUCGUGA